AUGAGUGACAUUAGUUAUCCCGUAGGAGAAACAGAUUACAUUAGUAGUUUACAUGAUACAAUAUUGUGUCAUAUACUUUCUUUUCUACCAACAAAGUCUGCUGUAAAGACCUGUGUAUUGUCAAAAAGAUGGAAGAAAGUGUGGAAUCAAGUACCCGUACUUGAUUUCACGGAGAUACCGGAUGAUUAUCAUCCAUUGUGCAACGGUGCAAAAAUUUCGUACAAUAAAUUUGUGAACAAGGUACUAGCUGAGAACAAUGCGUUCUAUUUGAAGCGUUUUUGUUAUGAAUUUUCCUGUGAUGAUGAUUGUGAUUACUACGAAUCUUGGUUAAAUGCUGCAAAACAACGUGAAUGUUAUGAAAUUGAUUUGAAUUUCACAUUAGGCGAAAGUCGAAGUUACAAAUUUAUGGAAAUGAUGUAUGGAAAGGGAGUGAAGAUAUUGAAAAUAACGGGUGUGAAAAUGAAUGAUACACCAGAGUCUUUUCAUCUACCAUCCCUUGAAAUUGUCCACUUUGUUAAAGUCGAAUUUAACGGUAGCGAAUAUAUGAAAAGGUUUACAUCAAAUUGUGCAGCACUCAAAACAAUUAUUAUCAAGGAGUGCACCGGUUUCGCCGAUAUGCUUUUACCUUUGCUUACCGAGGCAAAUCUACAUCUUAGGGAAAAUUUCCCAGUUAUGGUCAGUGAAUAUGGAGGUGAUUAUGAUAUUUAUCAAAAUAUCAAUUCUCUUAUAUGCAAGGCUUCCAAAAUCAGAUCUUUGAGACUCAAGACUUCUGGGCUUUUUCUUAAUGGAAGACAACUACCGACUUUCGGAAACCUGACUCAAUUGGCGGUGAAAGCCGAAAGUUGCACCUACGAGUUACUAAGAAAAACUCCCAACUUGAAAUCAUUAAUAUACGAAGAGGUCGAGUGGAUUGAUACCUCUUUAAAUUGUAUAGCCGAAGAAGGUUGUCUAUCAAAUCUCAAGCAUGUAACAAUCUUCUUGGACAACGUGUGUCAAGUACAUAUUGUAACGUGCAUAUUAAAAGCUGCAACAAACUUGGAGAAAUUGACCAUUAAUUUAUGCUGUCCAAAAAUAUCUGAGAGCAGAAUACGACGAGAGCUUUCGGCUAUACUAAUACCAACAUCGUCCAUGAGAAUAGAGGAGAAAACUAUUACUUUGUGUUGCUCGACGUUCUCCGAAAGACGCACUCAACAGUUUCCGGUUAUACUUACACCAUCGCCAUUCUUGAGCAUUACAGUUAUUUUUACAAAGUCAACAAUGGGUCCUUAA
Chenopodium quinoa (quinoa) is the source of this 1269-nucleotide messenger RNA. RefSeq names its product F-box/LRR-repeat protein 13-like. NCBI's taxonomy places the organism in Eukaryota, Viridiplantae, Streptophyta, Magnoliopsida, Caryophyllales, Amaranthaceae. The transcript has 4 exons. Gene Ontology annotation, molecular function: protein binding. The record is from RefSeq and is a predicted model, not a curated record. The coding region runs from base 1 to 1269 and encodes 422 amino acids.